UUAUAAACACCAUUUAAGGAUAUUUACAAAAAAAGAAAGAGUCAUUCAACAUGUCCGUGCAACAGCAUCAACAGCAGCAGCAGCAACAGCAGAAGAAGUCGUACAGUAACCCGGCUUUUUGCCAGCAAAGCGAGUUCCAGAAUAGAAGUCCGCAGAGGAAUUUGCGGCAAUCGCCGAUCGGCGCGCAAAAUACGCGAUACGAAGAGCAGGAGUUCUACGAGGAGAUGGUCGUCGAUGAUAGAGGAGCGGUGCAGGAGAAAAAGUUUGUUGUAGUUCAUAACGACGAUGCCAGACCCAAGUAUCGGUACGAGUAUAUCCCGAUGCAGGAUAGUGAGCCGGUAAAAAGGAGAGUUUACCAUGAGGAGAUCGAUGCUUCGACGGGAAGAGUGCAUCGUUAUGAAGUUCUUCAGCAGGAGCAGAGUUACGAACCGCCGCAGCCGCCGCCACCACCACAGAGGUACCAGAAACCUCCUCCACCACCGAGAUACCCGAUCUCCCCACGUCAAGCGCCUCGGUACGCCGUCGUGCCCGGCGACGAAGACCCUCAGCAGCGAUACGCUUUGGUGCCCGUCGAAGAACUCGCCAACCGUUACGACUACAUCCGGCCGGUGAUAUCACCUCAACCGAGACGUGCGAACCCGGCAGCAACCGCCAAACUCCACGAGCUCCUCACCACGCCGAAGAAGACGCCGCAAAAGCUCUCCACUCCCAUCUCACCGAUUCCGAAACCGCAACCGAAAGCUCAGCAGAAACUCAAUUACACGUUAGCGACGCGCACCCCGGACAAAAGGAAUACAGCUAUAGUCGCACCAAUUUGCUCGAGUCCGGUGCAAUCCGUCUACAGCGAAACCACCUUCGCCAAGAACGAUUCCUUUAACAAUUUGAGCGGUCCCGUGCAGAAGACUUUGGCUAUUGCAGCCUUCAUGAUGAUCCUCUGCGGCGGCGUCACCACAUCCCUGUGCUUCUACAUGAUCUCCUUCAUGGGCCGCAUCUAUUACCUCGACUUCGGCGCCAUCUCCGGAUUUACUUGUCUCCUCCUAGGUCUUUUAGGAUUCAGAUCAAGGAACGUCUACUGGCUACCCAAUCGUCACUACAUCACCGGCUACUUCCUUCUAAGCAUCUUCAGUCUACUAACAGCCGCGAGUCUAUUAGUAUUACUGUUCAUGCAGCCGAAACCGGGCAGUCCUCUGGCCGACAUGACUUCAGGCGCAGUCUGUGGAUUUUCUGCUCUAUCUCUUCUCAUGGCUUCCUUCGGAAUCGUAGCAAGCUACUGUUGUAGAGUUCCUCCACCAGAUAACAGAGUUCAACAUUGCGCUCCAGGAUUCACAGUUUAAAAAAAAAAUCAUCAUAAUUCAGCAAUUUCCAUCAUACAUA
Molecule: messenger RNA, 1374 nt
Organism: Nicrophorus vespilloides
Lineage: Eukaryota; Metazoa; Arthropoda; Insecta; Coleoptera; Silphidae
Product: ataxin-2 homolog
Exons: 2
Coding region: 51-1334 (427 amino acids)
Source: RefSeq, a predicted model, not a curated record